AUGAAACGAACACGAUCCAGAAGACGACGAGUGAGGACAUCCAUGCUGGUCCAGUAUGUGGGCGUGCUGCUGUUGCUACUAAGCGGCAGUCAUCGCUGUAGUGCGGACGACAUGAGCAAUACAACAACAACAAAAGUGGAGACAUUUGAACCGACCAUGGAGCCAACGCCGGAACCGACUGCUGAACCGACGCCCACGUUCCUGGCGACACUGGCACCUGUCUUGGAACAGAUCUUGACCGCACCAACCGUGGAGUUGGAAAAUCCCGGUGAAAUCAAUGCGUACUUUCAUUUGGAUUUUGACAUUCGCAGUGGUCUACUAGAAGAAGGACACAUGAACGAAACCGAAGUGGCGCUCUUUGAAUUCUUCAUGGGACGCAUGCAACGGAAUUACUUGCCGAGAGAUGUCUACGAACUCAUUGUCGUGGACUGCUACUUUCUACAACAAGGGUUCUUUGUCGAUGGAGAUGAACUCAUCUUCUUUCCUUCGGUACUCACAGAGGCACCCACCGUGGCACCAACCAUGGCUACUACAAGUAGUACUAUAUUCCCAACAGCACCAACAGUCGUUGUGGAAGCUGCCACGGCACAACCUCAACAACCGACACCACAAGCAACAGUCACUACCACCACAACCACCAGUGCUCCCGUUACUAGAGCACCACAACAGUCAAACAAUAAUAAUAAUAAUGCCAGACAAAGAUGGUUAGAGUCUGUUCAGUGGAACAAGCAAUUCGCAUUACGGCAAGCAAAACAGACAAAAGGAAAGCACAACAACACGACAACAAUACCAUCCAUCAAACGAAACGCAACACUGUCAUCCAAACAGUUGAGCAACAACAAGAAGAAGAAAAAGAGACGAUUCUUACAACAACAACAACAACUCACUGGCUUGAAUGGAACACACCACUUUCGAUAUUCAUUCCAAAUGCACUAUCGAUCCAAUUCACCAAGAGCCAAUCUCACCGAUCGACCAGGAGAGUUGCAAGAGUAUGUCAACACCAACAAAGAAAAUAUUAGUAUUGGACUGGCACAGAUUAUAGGAGUCCUUCCGUACGAACGACUCGCCAUUGUCAACAUGAACGAAACCGCGGCCAUUACGGAUGCUCCCACUACAAGCCCAUCCGCGGCUCCAUCGGCUAGCUUUGCUCCUUCUGCGGCUCCUUCCAUCUCCGCGGCACCCUCCUUGUCAUCAUCACCUUCGGCGCUCCCAUCCAAUCCACCCUCACAAGCACCCUCUUUGUCGCCCACGUUGUCGCCAUCGGCGUUUCCCACCUUUGUCUCGAAUCAAACCGAACUAGAAAAUGUCGAAGUACACUUUACCGUCAUUGCGCCGCCUACGGCAGGAUACAUGAACGAAUCACAAGAAGAAGAGUUUUGUGCCCAAAUGGUCAGUCGAACGGCGGUGUUUGCACCCGAUGCGGUCGACAGGGUUGUUUCCGAAUGUACAUUCUUUGUCGAAUCCUUCAUUGUCGAAGCCAUUCCUGUUACGCUGGCGCCAACGACGCAACAAGAAUUGAUCUCCACGGCAACGCCGGCACCUCAAACCAGACGGCGAUUACGGAGACAACCACAACCAAAACAAACGAAUAGUAGUACUACCAAGAAUGCGACGUUAUUGCCACCGUCGUGGCGAAAAACUAGAUCACAAUGGAAGCGAUGGAUAUCCGCCAACAAGAGAAACACGACCAAUACAACCACGACAUCAUCAACAACAACUACUACAACCAAUACUAUACUCGAUCAACGGCGCAUUCAAGAAGCAUCCGAUUCAUCCGUCCGGCACACGUACAUUUACCCAUUUCGAAUGAGGUACACGUCCGACAGUGAAGACCUCGAAAACUUUACCACGCUCUUCCUCUAUAAUCUCGCCGAUAGUGCGGCAUGGUUCAAUCCCAUGUUGACAGAGAUAUUGCAUCUCAAUGCCAGCAAUGAAUUGCAAAUCCAACAAGUCACUACAUUCAUUACCAAGUCGUCGGCACCAACCAUGUCGUUAAUGCCCAGUGAAAGUCCCACCAACUUUCCGACCGAACCACAGCCCACUUACUUUCCCACGCUGGAACCUACAGAGCGACCGCCACCGACCGAUGGUCCGACCUUGGGGCCGAGCUUUUUCAAUGAGAACUUGACCGAAGCGAUUGCGUCGAGAGCCGAUGGGACUGGUAACAAUGACGGCGAAGGAAGCAAUGGUAGCAACAAUGAAAACACACUCAUUAUUGUCAUUAUCGUGGUGGCCAUUGUAUCACUGGCGAGUUUGGCCGGCAUGGCAUGGUUCUACAAGACACGACAAUCCAAAAUGCAACAGUUGCUCAUGGAAAACAUGUCGGCCAAUGCGGCCGAAGAACAUUCGUCACGCAGUGGUGCACGAGGACGGAACAAGCAUGGAACGGUAGAAACCAGUCGAGGCGGUCGAUACGAUGUCACGGUAGCGACAAGUCCACUGAGUAGUUCCGGAGAUGGAAUGGCCAAUUACCAAAUGCAGCGCGGUGGUGGCAACAAUCUGGUCAUGUCUCCCAGUACCAGUGAAUCCAUCUUGUCCAAUCCGUCGCUGCUGUCGAAUGGACAAGGCGAUGAUGAUGACGACGAAGAAGAAGAUUUGGUGGCCGAAGUGGAUGAUCCGUUGGAACGACAUUCCAAGCUGUCUCCGUUGGAUGAAUUGGAUCGAUUCAAGGAUCAGAAUCUGGAAAAGAUGCGAUCGGAUGUGGAAGACAAUGUCACUGGCAUGGAUGGUAUGAUGAGUCAGGCACUGACCAUGGCACUCAUGCCCGGUGGCGACAAUGCGUCGGGGUUGCUCUGGGCGGGUGCGUCGGAUCCCAUGCAGAUUGAAGCCAAUGCAUUGUGGGAGGUGACGGACUGGAUGAAACGAAACGAGGGUUCGUCGGUCGAUGACAAACAAACCUUUAUGCAGUUGAUGCUUAACAAGAUGGUCACAAGCGUACGGCAAGGAAUAUUAGGGCCAGACGACGCCUCGAGGACCAUUCAUGAAUGCGCCUUUUUGCUGAAUUUGCAACUGGCAAACGAUCUUCCUCCUACGACGAUUAUUCUAUCGGGGAUGCGAAAGACGGUCCGAGCCAACGACGUAUUGCGAGCCUUUCGGCGCUUUGGGCACAUUGACGAUGCGGCUGUGGCAUCCAACCAACGUGGCUUUGGAGUGGUUCGUUUCCGCAGUCCCAAAGCCGCAGAUGAUGCGCAUUCCAAGUUCAAGACAGGAGAGAUUGUGGUUCAAGAUGUGGCCGUGCAGGUCCGUGUCCUGAAACCUGAAAGUCAAUAG
This is a messenger RNA of Seminavis robusta, 3270 nucleotides long. NCBI's taxonomy places the organism in Eukaryota, Bacillariophyta, Bacillariophyceae, Naviculales, Naviculaceae. The record is from the annotation of a GenBank genome assembly.